AUGGAGACCGGAGCCCAGACUUCCCCGCCCGAACCUCGGGACCGGGCCUGGCUGGGGCUACAGGGACAGCAACGGGGUGGGAAGGGGAGGCGAGCAGGGGGAGCGGGGCUGGGGGUGUUGCCUGGCCCGGGCCGGCGGUGGUGCUGGUUGGGUGCCAGGACCAGUCAGUGGCGGGAUGGAGACCUUGCGGGGCGGUCGUGGGGUGGGCUCGCCCCGCCGCCCCGCCGCCCCGCACAGCAGGAGCCCCAGCCCGAGCGUCCGCGCUGCGGGCGGGAGGAGGAGGGGCGCGGACGCCGGAACCCGCCCAGAGCGUGUGGAAGCUGGGCCGGAGCCAGGUGCUCCUGGACCAGGUCCCCGAGGAGGAACGUGGCCUGGGGUCUGCGCCGCCGCUUGCCGUCGCCUCUGCUGCCGUCGCCGGGCAGCCCUGAUUUACAGCAUUUGCCAGUUUCCAUGGCAUCAGGACUCCCACCACAGCUGAUCGUGAUCUACCGCUGCGCCAUCACAGUGCGCGUGGAGUGGGGAAGAGAUGCGCACCACCCCUUACGCGGUGCUUCCAGCACAGAUACGGCGCAGUCACGGACCUUGAGAGCGCGCACAGUCAAAUGCAGGACAAUAAAGAGGGAGGACUGGCUUCAGGGCAGUUACCAUCCAUGCCAGAGUAGCACAAGGAAACCAAACAAACGUGUUUUCAGAGUCUCUGAACUGAACGAAAACCUCAUCCUCAAAAGAGUUCAGUUCCUGUUCACAACCAUGAGUUUGCAUAACGUUACCUGGAUUGAGACAGCGUCUCUGGAAAACCAGCUGGAUAAUUACAUCUUAAAAGCCAAGUACAAGAUGUGACAUUUUACACACAGUGCGCCAAACAAAGCGAUAUGUUUAAUGUUUAUUGUGCCCUACUGGCCCUCUGGCCUUCUGUUUGAAAGCACCUUAUGAAAAUUAAAAAUUCAAACAGCCAGAAAGCCCUCGCAGAGACUGCGAGAGAAAUGACGGUGGGCUGUUUAGGAACAGUGGUUCUCAUACUGCCCGUCUGCGGCUUCCUCCACUUUCAGGGCUUCCCGGGUCCCCUCCCUGUUCCUUGGGGAAAGGCUUUCACUUUGUAGCUCUGCUUGUGACGUCCAGGGAAAUCACAGGGAAGGUGGCUGCCAUCGCGCUGCCCUUGUGUGUCAGUUACCUUCCGACCACGACAGGCGUUUGGAGUCUUACUCUCACUUUUUUCUCUCUCUUGAAAGCCGUGUCUGGUAAGAGGCCCGGAUGUGUCCCAGGUGGGCAAGAGUCUCUUCCAGAAUCUCUUUUCUGGAAUAUGCUAAAUACAGAUUUCAUUUCCAAGUCAGCACAGAGUACAUUACUAUUAUGUUUUUCAAAGUGGAAGCACUGGAAUUUGGUUUAGAGAUUCUGUGCUGAUGAACUAGGGUCAACCUGCCAUUCCUAUUUCCAGGAACUAGUCUUUUUUUUUUUUUCUUACUCUAGUGAUGACCUUUGAGGAAUUUGUUCAUUUCUCCCCUAAAGCUGUGAAGGAAAGUUGGAGAUUGAAUGGGAAUAUAGGAUGAAAGAGAAAGAAAGGGAAGAAAAACAAAGAAACUUAAACUCUUGAGCUUUAUAUUUUUUGCACAAUAAUUGAAUGAAUGUGUCCCCAAGCUUCUGAAGUCUCUCUGUCCAUCACCAAAUGAUUGAGCAAGGUAGGGCUUGGGGAACAGGGCAUCUGUCCUCUGACUCAAAUUGGAGAGCACAGCUUGGCUGCACUGGAGAUUCUGCAGAGCACCAGGAGACUGUGCCUUGGUUCUGGGGUGCAGCCCAACCCUAGCCAUGCACCAGGGUAAUGUGAAAACAAACUGAGAUCAUCUUCAUAAAGGGUAUAACUGAUGGUCUUCCUAUGCUGGAAGCCAUGAUGUUAUCUGGCCCUGACUGACUUCCAGCUUGUCACCACCAGCUCUUUUCUGUGUGGAGCCAACGUUCCUUCAGGCCUGAAAUCUCCUAAUUAAGCGCACCAAGCCUUCAUCUCAUCAGAGGGGAGCUAAUGAAGAAGCUGAGUUGCAUAACAGAGCAUUGUCCCUAUUCACCCACCUCCAUUCUUGUGCAACAGGCCGUGGCGAUUAGAUGGAGCACACAGCAAAAAGGCAGGAAGGUGUCUCUUCAGGGACCUUUCCAUACCUGGGAAAUGGGGAGCUCAGGCCGUGGCAGAACCAAACCGUCUGUGGCCAGCCCUGUGGAGACUAGCAAAGCUGGGCCUCUUGAAAUUUCCAAUCUACUGCCGGGGGUGGGUGUUCCGCCUAACUUGUUUGGAAUGUGAGAUACGGUUAGUCUUUGCCUUUUAAUUUAUUAAAUC
This is a messenger RNA of Camelus dromedarius (Arabian camel), 2323 nucleotides long. RefSeq lists its product as uncharacterized. Lineage: Eukaryota; Metazoa; Chordata; Mammalia; Artiodactyla; Camelidae. The transcript is spliced from 4 exons. Bases 1 to 840 code for a protein of 279 amino acids. The record is from RefSeq and is a predicted model, not a curated record.